Aspergillus costaricaensis CBS 115574 is the source of this 850-nucleotide messenger RNA. RefSeq lists its product as uncharacterized. The coding region runs from base 1 to 552 and encodes 183 amino acids. The record is from RefSeq and is a predicted model, not a curated record. The transcript has 8 exons. Lineage: Eukaryota; Fungi; Ascomycota; Eurotiomycetes; Eurotiales; Aspergillaceae.
AUGCAGAUGUUCUGGGGAAAUGACCUACUGACGGGGCCCCGGGGGUGCAUUACCCGUUUGGGAUCCAGUCUUGUCGGGAAGAGGGACCAUGAAUGGGGCUAUCUCUCCAUUUUGGGGAACCAGUGUCCAUCACCUGGGUCAGGGAGACGGAACGGAAUUAGGGAGAUGGGAACCCUUCCAUUGCCAUUAGAAUAUCACGUCGAAUCCUCCGUAAUCCGGAGGGAAAUCAAGGUUCAGUCCCUUCCUGGCAAAGAGUGGGCGUAUUCCGAUGGGAACUCGGAUGUCGAACCAGCGGGUGUGUGGGCUGGGCUGGGCUCCGUCGUGCCAGACCCAAACAUCAAAUUGGGCUCCGUCGUAUCGAGGGUGGUGACUUUUGGACCCUCUUCGUUCCCCCUCUUGACCACUACAGGGAAUAUUGUUGCAGGAGGGCAUCACUCAGAAAAAAAGGUUCCUGGCCUCGGCAGUCGGUCUCCGUUGGCCGAUACGCCCUGCGCCCUAGGCCAAAUCUCGGCCACUUCUCGGACAAAGAUUGAAGUAAACCAAAGUAAAUAAGAAGAAUCGAGAAUAGAUUGUAUAUUUUCAAUGUCGGAGACAUAAGAAUGACAUAUAGAACAUCCGAAACUAGAACCAGCAUCGGCAAGUAUCCACGCAAAAGCAUCCGCAUCCAAGUAAAGAAAAAACAAACCGCCCUGCCUGUUCAAGCCUUCCAAUGUUUUGUGUAAACUCCAACUCCAAAACACCUCGACGCCUUCAUCAUCAAAAAAGUAUAAGCCAAAAUAAUAUGUAGAGGAUGCUGUCCCCACAAGAAGAGAAAGAAAAAGAAUGUGAUGCCAGUCACCCAAAAGAAUCC